Messenger RNA from Brassica napus (rape), 402 nucleotides. Its product is annotated as putative FBD-associated F-box protein At5g38570. NCBI's taxonomy places the organism in Eukaryota, Viridiplantae, Streptophyta, Magnoliopsida, Brassicales, Brassicaceae. Bases 1 to 402 code for a protein of 133 amino acids. The transcript has 3 exons. The record is from RefSeq and is a predicted model, not a curated record.
AUGGCACCAACCACAUCUAUAGAGCGCCUUAUCAGAUCAAUCACAUCUGUCAAGCGCCUUACAAUAUGUUCAGAGAUGCGUUACAGUGGUGGUUUUGUCUUCAACCAGCUUGAGCAUUUGAAGCUAUGUGUAUGCGGAGGGGACUCAUCGAAUCUCCUUGCUAGGUUGCUCGAAGAUUCUCCUAACUUACGAGUGCUAGACAUCUUUGAAAUCGAUCAUGAUGAUAGGGAUUAUGAGGAACUAAUAAGUACUACUGUUCGCACUGUUCGUGAAAGUGUUCUGUCUAAUUUACGAACUUUUAACUGGUCAAGAUACUUUGAAAGAAGACCACAGGAGAUGGAUCUUGCGGUUUACAUCCUAGGAGAAAAAUGGUGUCUUAAAGACUGCAACAAUCUCGUCUGA